UUUUCCCUCUUCCGAGUUGUGGUUACUUUCCACUUCUUUGGAUAUCAUAAACCAAAACCGUCUUCGCAACACUCCUCCAGUAUCAGAGUUGCAGCAACUCUGUCGCUUAGCAAUGAAGAUGGAGACACUGACUUUGGUCUCUCUGGUUCUUCUGCCACUUCUCCUCUGUUCUUCUCUGUCGAGCGCGAACCUGAUCGACGAUCUUCAACUCGCGAGGCCGAAUUUCCCGAAGGUGAAAGCGGAGAAGAUGAUUAGGGAGCUGAAUUUGUCCCCAAAAGAGGAUGUGAAUGUGAUAGAAGGCCGCGAUUCUGUAGAAGAACCGAGGAUCGUAGAGAGGCGAUUCAGGUUUCCUAAUUUGACUGAGAGUGCGGUGUCUGUGGAGGAUUUGGGGCAUCACGCUGGGUAUUACAAGGUUGCGCACUCGCAUGAUGCUAGGUUGUUUUACUUCUUCUUCGAAUCACGCAACAGCAAGAAGGAUCCUGUUGUAAUCUGGUUAACUGGAGGGCCAGGAUGCAGUAGUGAAUUGGCUAUGUUUUAUGAAAAUGGUCCCUUCACUAUUGCAGAUAAUAUGUCUCUUCUAUGGAAUGAGUAUGGCUGGGACCAGGCAUCAAACCUUCUAUAUGUUGACCAGCCUACUGGAACUGGCUUUAGUUAUAGUUCUGAUAGGCACGACAUUCGUCACAAUGAAGAUGGAGUUAGCAAUGAUUUAUAUGACUUUCUACAGGCCUUCUUUGAGGAGCAUCCUCAACUUCAAGACAAUGAUUUCUACAUUACUGGAGAAUCGUAUGCUGGGCAUUAUAUUCCUGCUUUUGCUGCUCGAGUCCACAGAGGAAACAAAGCUAAAGAAGGAAUCCAUAUAAACCUGAAAGGAUUUGCCAUUGGUAAUGGGCUUACUGAUCCUGCAAUUCAGUAUAAAGCAUACACAGAUUAUGCAUUGGAGAUGGGCAUAAUUAAGAAGUCCGAUUACGACCGUAUCAACAAAGUCAUUCCAGUUUGUGAAAUGGCAGUAAAGCUUUGUGGCACUGAUGGUACAGUCUCCUGUGUGGCUUCAUAUUAUGUUUGCGAUGCCAUAUUCAAUAGCAUCAUGGCACUUAAUGGUGGUACAAAUUACUAUGACAUUCGAAAGAAAUGCGAGGGGAGCCUUUGCUAUGACUUCUCAAACUUGGAGAAAUUUCUGGGUCAGAAAUCUGUUAGGGAUGCACUUGGUGUUCCUGCAGACUUAGACUUUGUCUCUUGUAGUCCAACAGUGUAUGAGGCGAUGCUUGUUGACUGGAUGAGGAAUCUUGAGGUGGGCAUUCCUGCUCUUCUUGAGGAUGGAAUCAAGCUGCUUGUAUAUGCUGGAGAAUAUGAUCUCAUCUGCAACUGGCUUGGUAAUUCAAGAUGGGUUCAUGCCAUGGAGUGGUCUGGUCAGAAAGAGUUUGUGGCAUCUCCUGAAGUUGCUUUCACAGUUGAUGGUUCAGAAGCUGGGGUACUCAGGAGCUAUGGGUCUCUUGCUUUCCUUAAGGUCCAUGAUGCAGGUCACAUGGUUCCCAUGGACCAGCCAAAGGCUGCAUUAGAGAUGCUGGAGAGGUGGAUUAAGGGCACACUGUCUGAACCUGCUGCCGAUCCGGAAAGAUUGGCUGCAGACAUGUGAUUCCCUGUAGUUCUUCUACACGUCCCACGCAUUCAUUUACACAUAAAGUAGGAGUGAUCAUUAAUCAGCACAACCAUUCUCUUAAACUAAUGGGUGCGAAGGUACUGAAUGCCCUAUAUGGAUGUCAAACUAGCGUUGCACUUGCACCUGAACGAAUGAGGUUGGCCAGUUUGAUCAUUUCAAUGAUUUGUUUCUUCAAACUGUCAAACGAAUGAGGUUGCUCAGAAUGGUCUUGUUGUGGAGAUUUGUUUGGCUAUUUGGUAAAUGAACAAUUCUUAUGAA
Tripterygium wilfordii is the source of this 1915-nucleotide messenger RNA. RefSeq names its product serine carboxypeptidase-like. Gene Ontology annotation, cellular component: vacuole. Gene Ontology annotation, biological process: proteolysis. The transcript has 9 exons. NCBI's taxonomy places the organism in Eukaryota, Viridiplantae, Streptophyta, Magnoliopsida, Celastrales, Celastraceae. The coding region runs from base 113 to 1633 and encodes 506 amino acids. Gene Ontology annotation, molecular function: serine-type carboxypeptidase activity. The record is from RefSeq and is a predicted model, not a curated record.